AUGUCGUCGUCUCUGCACGGCACAAUCCACUGGCUCGAGAUCCCCGUCAUAGACGCCGCUCGAGCCGCAGCCUUCUAUACCUCCAUCUUCGGCUGGGAAUGCACGACUUUCGACCCGUCGUUCUCGUCCACCUCCGCCUCCACCAACGGCAGCAGCAGCCCCGCAAGUACAAUACACAUGUUCCGGAAGGGCGCCGCCCUCAACGGCGCUUUCAUCCAGGUGCCGGAGAACUGCCUGGUCCAGGCGUGGGGAUCAGGCGGCUCGGGCGGCAGAGUCAACAUGGCGAUCCUGACGACAUUUACUGUGGACAGUAUUGAGAGGACACUGAGUAUGGUCGAGGGCUUGGGUGGGACGGUGCACCUGCAGAAGACGGCUAUCGGAGGCGACAUGGGAUAUCUGGCUAGGUUUGUCGACUGCGAGGGCAAUCUUCAGGGCAUUUGGGCCCCGAACUGA
Molecule: messenger RNA, 453 nt
Organism: Diaporthe citri
Lineage: Eukaryota; Fungi; Ascomycota; Sordariomycetes; Diaporthales; Diaporthaceae
Exons: 4
Coding region: 1-453 (150 amino acids)
Source: RefSeq, a predicted model, not a curated record